CCAAUGGAGAAUGGUGGCACAGCGUCAGAAGCGAAAAAGAUCAGGGGGGACGAUGACGUUGAGGGUAGAGAGGUCACCACGUCAGAAUGGGCCACUCUACGCAGACACGUGAGACAGUAUUGUAGCCGAACCUUCAGGUUACAGACUAUCGUCAACACGUUUCCAAUUGUCACGUGGUUGCCUAAAUACAAUUUUGAUACGCUGCAAGCCGAUUUCAUCGCUGGACUAACCGUUGGUCUAACUGUGAUACCCCAGGGUCUGGCAUAUGCCCAGGUUGCAAAUCUGCCUCCGCAGUAUGGGCUCUACACAGCAUUCAUGGGCAGUUUCGUGUAUUGCUUUCUGGGCACAUCCAAAGACAUGACUCUCGGACCUACAGCGAUCAUGGGGCUCCUGACUGGAACAUUCGGCACUGACCUAUUUCCAGAGGUACCAACGGAGCAGAAGGACGCCACCAUGGCCAUUACUCUGACAUUCAUGACCGGGGUUAUUCAGCUGAGCAUGGGAAUCCUCAAACUUGGUAUCUUGGUCAGUUUCAUCUCGCACCCGGUUAUCAACGCCUUCACGUCAGCGGCGGCCAUCACGAUUGCAUCAGGGCAGGUCAAAAACAUUCUUGGACUCAAGAAAAUCUCCAGCGAGUUUCUGCCCAUGGUCUACGAAACCUUGUCUAAGAUUCCCGACACGCGGGUUUGGGACCUGACGAUGGGACUUGUCUCUUUAGUGUUUGUCCUCCUGCUGAGGUUUCUGCGCACCAAGAAGUGGAACGAUGAGCCAGGCACCGCACCUUCUCGCACUGUCAAAAUAUGCAGGAAAAUUAUUUGGCUUGUUGGGACAGGUGGUAACGCCAUUGUAGUUAUCGCUGCCUCAGGAGUGGCAGCCGCCCUGGAAAGUCAAGGAAUCACAGACGCGAUUGGACUUACCGGAGACAUCAAACCUGGUCUACCAUCAUUUCAACCUCCCAAGUUUGAGAUUCAAGAUGGCAAUAACACAAUAUCUAGUUCUGAGAUUUUUUCUAAAAUUGGUCCUGGUUUGGCCAUUGUACCCCUGAUAUCCCUGGUGGAAACCAUGGCAAUAGGAAAAGCGUUUGCGAGGGUGAAUAACUACAAAAUAGAUCCGACCCAGGAAAUGGUGGCCAGCGGGGUCACAAACAUGUUGGCUUCUUUUGUCUCCUCUUAUCCCAUCACGGGCAGCUUCACCAGAACGGCUUUGAACUCUCAGACAGGUGUGCGGACACCCCUGGGUGGUAUAUUCACAGGUGCGCUGGUGCUGCUGUCGCUAGGAGUUCUCACCCCUUGGUUCUCCUACAUACCCAAGUCAGCACUGGCUGCUGUCAUCAUUGCUGCUGUCCUACAGAUGGUCGACUGUCGCAUUGUGCUCAAACUGUGGAAGGCCAACA
Messenger RNA from Candidula unifasciata, 1393 nucleotides. NCBI's taxonomy places the organism in Eukaryota, Metazoa, Mollusca, Gastropoda, Stylommatophora, Geomitridae. The record is from the annotation of a GenBank genome assembly.